UGGCCAAACCCAGCCCGGCCCGGCUCACCCCCCGCCGUGACUCUGGCGCUCCCCGGGACACCGGAGUGCCUUCCCGUGUUUUGGAGCGAUCCCGAGCCGUGCCAGCACCAGGAAAAUCAAGCCAUGGAUCCGGGCGCUUCCAGCACCUCCCUGGCGGAUCCCAGCGGGGAUCCCGAGCGGAACGUCUCCAGGAUCUGCGGCGUCUGCGGGGACAGAGCCACCGGCUUCCACUUCAACGCCAUGACCUGCGAGGGCUGCAAGGGCUUCUUCAGGAGGAGCAUGAAGAAGAAGGCCAUGUUCACCUGUCCCUUCAACGGCAGCUGCCACAUCACCAAGGACAACCGGCGGCACUGCCAGGCCUGCCGGCUCAAGCGCUGCGUGGACAUCGGCAUGAUGAAGGAGUUCAUCCUGACGGACGAGGAGGUGCAGAGGAAGAGGGAGAUGAUCCUCAAGAGGAAGGAGGAGGAAGCGCUGAAGGAAAGCCUCAAACCCAAACUCUCAGAGGAGCAGCAGAAAGUCAUCGACGUCCUGCUCGAGGCCCACCGCAAAACCUACGACCCCACCUACGCCGACUUCACCAAAUUUCGGCCCCCCGUGAGGAGCAACCCCAGCAGCAGAGGGGCCACGAAAUCCUCGUCCCUCCUCACCCAGGACCUGUCCUCGGAGGAUUCCUCGGAUCUCUUCGGCUUCAGCACAUUCCCAGGUGUGCCCCAGUUCCUCCCGGCCCCAAACUGGGAUUGGGAGCCAGGGAGGGACCCCGGGACUCGCUCUGGGCUGGAGGUGAUGCUGCAAACCUCCCCAGGUUCCAGGGGUGGGGAAGGGCUCUGCCAGAGCCCAAACCAGCCCCACCACGAGGGUCUGCCCUGCUCCUCCUCCUCCCCACCCCACAUUCCCAGAAUGGGAUCCCAAACGGCCCCAAAAUCACCCCUGUGGAGGUCGUGGGGGCAGAGAUGGAGCAGCUCCACCCGAAUUUGGCAUUCCCGAGGUUUUCCUCACCUCCUGCGGGGGCUCACAGCGGCGCAGAGCCCCCCAGGGCCCCUCAGAGCCCCUCAGAGCCUUUCCCUCCGCGCAGAUUCCGCGGAGCCGGCGCCGUUCCCCAGCCUGGCGCUGCCGGAGGAGCAGGACGAGAGCUCCUCCAUGAACCUGGAAUUCUCGCAGCUCUCCAUGCUCCCGCACCUGGCUGACCUGGUCAGCUACAGCAUCCAGAAGGUGAUCGGCUUUGCCAAGAUGAUCCCGGGAUUCAGGGAUCUGUCUGCAGAGGACCAGAUCGUGCUGCUCAAGUGCAGCGCCAUCGAGGUGAUCAUGCUGCGCUCCAACCAGUCCUUCACCCUCGAGGACAUGUCCUGGACCUGCGGCAGCAACGACUUCAAGUACAGGGUCAGCGAUGUCACCCAGGCCGGGCACAGCAUGGACCUGCUGGAGCCCCUGGUGAAAUUCCAGGUGGGGCUGAAGAAGCUGAACCUGCACGAGGAGGAGCACGUGCUGCUCAUGGCCAUCUGCAUCCUGUCCCCAGACCGGCCGGGCGUGCGGGAGCCGCGGCGGGUGGAGGCGCUGCAGGAGCGGCUCUCGGAGGUGCUGCAGAGCUACAUCCGCGCCCGGCACCCGCCGCCCGGCAGCCGCCUGCUCUACGCCAAGAUGAUCCAGAAGCUGGCGGACCUGCGCAGCCUGAACGAGGAGCACUCGCGGCAGUACCGCUGCCUGUCCUUCCAGCCCGAGCACAGCAUGCAGCUCACGCCGCUGGUGCUCGAGGUGUUCGGCAAUGAGAUCUCCUGAGCGCCCGGGGAGCCGGCCCGGCGGGGCUGGGCAG
Messenger RNA from Catharus ustulatus (Swainson's thrush), 1807 nucleotides. It is a transcript of the gene VDR, whose product is annotated as vitamin D receptor. Bases 124 to 1773 code for a protein of 549 amino acids. Gene Ontology annotation, molecular function: zinc ion binding; nuclear receptor activity; vitamin D response element binding. Gene Ontology annotation, cellular component: nucleus. Lineage: Eukaryota; Metazoa; Chordata; Aves; Passeriformes; Turdidae. Gene Ontology annotation, biological process: multicellular organism development; cell differentiation; positive regulation of transcription by RNA polymerase II. The record is from RefSeq and is a predicted model, not a curated record. The transcript is spliced from 9 exons.